This is a messenger RNA of Quercus lobata, 5116 nucleotides long. Its product is annotated as TMV resistance protein N-like. NCBI's taxonomy places the organism in Eukaryota, Viridiplantae, Streptophyta, Magnoliopsida, Fagales, Fagaceae. The transcript has 12 exons. Gene Ontology annotation, molecular function: protein binding; ADP binding. Bases 253 to 4047 code for a protein of 1264 amino acids. The record is from RefSeq and is a predicted model, not a curated record. Gene Ontology annotation, biological process: defense response; signal transduction.
UCUGAAGCUCUCACAUCUCUCUGUCUCACCUUCUCUUAAAGCUCUCUCAAGCUCACUCUCUCAAACUCUCACCUCUCUGUUUCACCGCCACCGGCCCGACUCGAUCCUCCACGUCACCGUCCACCGAAGCUCGACGUCACCGACCCACUUAGUCGAACUCCCAAGCCGCCGAUCAGCCUCAGACCCACGCCGCCGAUCACUUCUCUUCCGCCGAUCCACUUCAGGUCAGUUGUCUCUGUCUUCUUCAUCUACAUGCUUGGGAGUUUUGAUUUGGGUAUAACAUCAAAGAAAAGGAUGGAUAUUUUCUUCUCUGCUGGAAUGGGUGUCCCUUAUUUUCCAUUUCAGCUUGUCGUGAAAUUGAGGGUUUCUAGCUUUCACGAUCAGUACUGCAAUUCCAUUUCACAAAUAACAGCUUUCAUGAGUACCCAAAAAGAUUGGUCAUCAUGUCCUUCAACAGCAACAUGGAAAUAUGACGUUUUCCUCAGUUUUAGAGGCAAGGACAGCCGGAACAGUUUUGUGAGCCAUCUAUAUUAUGCUUUGAAACAGAAGGGCAUUUUAACUUUCAAGGAUGAUGUACGACUUGAGAGAGGAAAACCUAUUUCAGAUCUAUUAGAAGCAAUAGAAGAAUCGAAGUUUGCUAUUGUCAUUUUCUCAAGAAACUAUGCAUCUUCGAGAUGGUGUUUGGAGGAACUUGCAAAGAUUGUUGAAUGCAAGAAAGAGAUGGGAAUGGUUGUUUUCCCAAUUUUCUACAAAGUGGAUCCAUCUGAUAUACGGAUACGAAGGAACAUUGCUCGAGCCUUUGUUAAACACGAAAUCCAUUUUAAGAAGAAUCUAAAGGAGGUGCAAAGGUGGAAAGAUGCUUUGAAAGAAGUUGUCAAUAUCUCUGGAUGGCAUUUACAAAAUAGGCCCGAGGCAGAAUUUAUCCAAGAUAUUGUGGAAAUGAUAUCACAUAAAUUGAAUUAUACAUUCUCAAUAGACACCAAGGACCUAAUAGGAAUAGACUCCCAAGUGAAUAAAUUGAUGUCACUUUUAGCUAUAGGAUUGGAUGAUGUUCGCAUUAUAGGGAUUCGAGGGAUGGGUGGUAUAGGUAAGACAACUCUUGCUAGAGUUGUUUAUGGUAUACUUUUCAAUGAGUUUGAAGCUUGUUGUUUUAUCCCUAAUAUUAGGGAAGUUUCUAACAAAUGUGGUUUACUUCGACUGCAACAAUCACUUUUGUUUGAACUCAUGGAAGGCUAUGUGAAUAUACAAGACGAGGACAAUGGAGUUCUUGUGAUCAAGAAUAGGCUACAUCAUAAAAGGAUUCUUCUUGUUCUUGAUGAUGUAACUGAAUUAGACCAAUUGAAUAAGUUAGCAGGGGAGCAUAAUUGGUUUGGUCGAGGUAGUAGAGUUAUCAUAACAACAAGAGAUGGGCAUUUGUUGUUGACCCAUAAAGUAGAUGACAUAUAUGAGCCUACAGAAUUGAAUUAUGAUGAAGCUCUUCAUCUUUUUAGUUUGAUAGCUUUUGGAGAAGACCAUCCUGCCAUGGGUUAUCAAACACUAUCCCAAUAUUUUGUACAAUAUGCUAGUGGUCUUCCUUUAGCCAUUAAGGUUUUGGGCUCUUUUUUGUUCAAGAGAAGUACUGCUGAAUGGGAAAGUGCUUUAGGUAGGCUUAAGGAAUAUCCUGAAAGAGAAAUUCUAGAUGUACUUCAAAUAAGCUUAGAUGGACUACAUCCAACAGAGAAGGAAAUAUUCCUACAUAUUGCGUGUUUUUUAAAUAAUGAAGACAAAGAUCUUGUAGAAGAAAUUCUAGAUUGUAUUGAUCUUUACCCUAAAAUUGGAUUAAGGGUUCUUUUUGAUAAAUCUCUGGUAAAAUUGCAAGGAAAUAAAUUGUGGAUGCAUGAUUUACUACAAGAGAUGGGUCGAUACAUAGUUCUUCAAGAGUGUCGUAAAGAGCCUUGGAAGUGUAGUAGAAUGUGGUUGUAUAAGGACAUUGACAAUGUGCUUACAAAAAAUACGGAAAUAGAAGCAGUUGAAGGCAUAGUCCUAAAGUUGCCUGAACUGAGAGAGGCACAUUGGAAAUCUGAAGCUUUUUCAAAAAUGCGUAAUCUUAAAUUACUUGGAAUUCAUAAUGUUCAUCUUCUACAUUACCCCCAACAUCUUCCCCCUGGCUUAAAGUUUUUGGAUUGGAGUGGGUAUACUUCGAAAUUUUUGCCGUCAGAUCUCCUUCCAAAUGAGCUUGCUGGACUUCGUAUGUGCUGUAACAACAUUGAACGAUUUUGGGCAGGAACAAAGUGUUUUGACAAGUUGAAAUUCAUCCAUUUGAAUGAAUCCCAAAAUCUGAUCGAAACCCCUGACCUUAACAAAGUCCCAAAUCUUAAGAAAUUAGUUAUGGAAGGUUGUCUAAAUUUACGUACAGUUCACCAAUCAAUGGGAGCCCACAAAAAGCUUACUCUUGUUAAUUUUAAAGGCUGCAAAAGCAUUGAAAGUCUACCAAACACAUUUGAAAUGGAGUCUCUUGAGAUUCUUAUUCUUUCUGGUUGCUCAAAAGUCAAUAAAAUUCCAGAAUUCAUGGGAAAGAUGGAACAUGUAUCAAGGCUUCACUUGGAUGGCACUGCUAUUACAAAACUACCCACAUCAAUUGGGCAUUUGACUGGUCUAGCUUCAUUGAAUUUAAGAGAUUGCAAAAAUCUUGUGUAUCUACCCUGCACCAUUUCUAAUUUGAAGUUGCUUAAAAAUGUGGAUCUUAUUGGAUGCUCAAAACUUGUCAAACUGCUAGAGAAGAUGAGAAAUGUGGAAAAUGUAGAGCUUGAUGUGAGUGAAACUCCUAUCAGACAGGUGCCUUCUUCCAUUGGUCGAUUAACAAAUCUUAAAGGCCUAUCUAUAAUGCCAAGAAGACUCACUCCCAUGGAUUUGCUAUUGCCUUCUUUCACUGAAUUGGAUCUAAGUUACUGCAAUCUCAAGGAAAUCCCUAAUGAUAUUGGUUGCCUUUUCUCUUUAACAGAAUUAGAUCUAAGUGGAAAUAAUUUUGUUUGCCUUCCAGAAAGCAUCAUCAAACUAUCUUCUCUAAAAAACUUGUGGUUGAAUUGUUGCAUGCGUCUUCAAUCAUUGCCAAAUCUUCCAUCAAGUAUUAUACAAAUUGAGGCUAGUGGUUGUAUCUCACUAGAAAUGUUACCAAAUCUAGUAAAACCAAAUGAUUCAUGGGAACCAUCUCUCUUUCUUGAGAAUUGCUUCAAAUUGGUUGAUAAUCAAGGCAUCAUUGACUUGUUCUUUACAGUGACAAAAAAAUCCCUUCAGGGAAUCUCUCCUCGAUAUUCUAGAUAUGAAAUUGUUCUUCCAGGAAGUGAAAUUCCGGAGUGGUUUCGUCAUCAAAGCAUAGGGGGUGAAGUGAAUAUAAAAGAACCUUCUCAUUUGUGUAAUGAGUGGAUGGGAAUUGCUGUUUGCGUUGUGUUUUGUUCGUCUGGACUUUCACGUCACCUAAUUGACGACCAGCUUGGACUUCAAUUUUAUUUGAAAACCAAAGGAAAUGACAGAAAUCCUCUACUAGGCAUUAGCGAUAUUCCUGAGGUUUUAUCAGAUCACCUUUGGCUACUUUAUAUGUUUCCUCAAUGCUACAACAAGCCUUCAAAAAAAUUAUCGUGGGAAUGUGAUGCGGAAGGAUUCAGUCAGAUUGGCAUUAAAAUUCAAACCUUUAAUCCAGGCUUGGUGGUGAAGAAGUGCGGGCUUCGUUUGGUAUACGCAAAAGACAUUGAAGAUCUCGACCAAACUAUGGGUCAAAGUAGCAACUACAUCACUUCUUAUGAGGGCUUGGAUGUUCCCCAUCAUAAUCUAGACAAUUCCACAGUGGUAGUGGAAGGUAUCAAAAUCAAGCAAAGCCGUGUUGAUUAUGAUGGGACUGGGCCCAGUGGGGAAGGAGGUUUUAUUGAUGUACCAAACUCAAAAAGGAUUGAAAGGCCAAUAGAAUUUACAACCCAUGGUAACUCUGAUUCUGAGGAGUCAAGUGAGUACUUGGAAUGUGAUGAGGAGCUAAGUGAUUGGCCGGAAUCUAGUGAAAGUGACCUGGAAGGUUGAGGGAAUUUGACAAAUGGAUUCAAAUACUCUUUGCUCCCUUCAUGGAAGAUUAUUGGACUUGUUGGCAAGGAGAAACUGUCACACUGCUAGGAGACAAGAAGACAAGUGCAACUGAUUGUAUGACCAUGAUUCUCAUUCUGUCAUAUUCAGGGUGAGUGGAGGGAGGCAUGUGCUGAAGUUGAAGCUGAAGUCUUUCUGCUUCUCCAAAAAUGAAUGUGUCAAGCAAAAGUGUGGUACAAAAUCAAGAUUUGAAAAGCCGUUGCACAGAGAAUUUUCCCCUUACUUUACUCGUACAAAAAUUGAUUACCUGAAUCUAAGCUUGUUCAAAGAUGUGCGGUAACCAACUCUAUAAAAAGCUCUCGCAGGAGACAAUCUUCAAGUAAUCGGAUUCAAGCCGGAAAGCAACUGUGCUGACAAGGUUGAAAAUUGGAGAAGGUAGCCUACUUGGAUUGGACCUGGUUAGGGAGCUAUACUCUCCUGAAGUGGCUGCUCAAAUUUUAACUACCUGUAUCUGAAGGUAUUCAAAAGCCUAUGAUAUACAACUGGUGGAUCAAAGUAACUGCAGGAGAGUGAGUACCAGCGCUAGUGUAUCUAGUUGUGGAGGAGUUACUAACAGUUGAGGAGCACUAGCAGAGAGAUUGCAAAUGGAUUGGUUUUGUCCCUAUGCAGCAAAAUCAAGUUUUGGCAGGAAUAAUUAUUGUAGUCUGUUGUAGUUUCUGCCAUUUGCAACUGAAUGGAAGCUCAAUCCCCGACCGUUCAAAGUGCAUUAACAAAGGCUGAUUGAAGACCACUAGUGCAUGGAAGUUGGAGAACGCUAGUGGUUCAUAUAUGCUGUGCUUAGGGGAGUCACUGCAAAGGCUAUGGCCCUGCUUGCUUCAAAGUCUUAUGAACAUCUUUUGGGGCUUGUAACUUUACUACCAGCCAACUCUUACUGCAUUUUUGUACCAAAAAACCAAAGGCAGAAAAAAAGGCUAUCUUUGCACCUUUUUUGGACUAAUUUAUGCCAAACGUCUGCAUGCAAUUUAUUAACAUUUUAAGAUAGGAAUUAAAAUUUCUCUUACUUGUUCAA